AUGGAGUACGACCCAGAGAUCGGCCACCGGCCAGCCGGCCAUCAUAUCGACGAGAAAGACCCCGUGGCCAAUGUUUCUGACGACACUUCUGCGGAGCUGGCCACUGGACCGUCGAGCGGGCUGCUGUUUCGUCUCCGCAGGCUCGAGGCGCACAUGGACAAGAAGCUGGGAAUCGAAUCCGAGGCCAUCAACCGCAAGCUGGAGCAGGACAAGAAGCCCGUGCCAUGGUACGAGGAGCUGACAAUGGCCCUGCUCUGGGCCAGCGGAACGAUGAACACGUCCUGCUUUGCAACGGGCUUCCUGGGCGCCCAGUUUGGCCUGAGCCUCAAGCAGGCCAUUGUGGUCACCAUCUUUGCCUCGAUUCUGGGUGGCGCCAUCACCGGCUACUGUGCGACGUUUGGAGCCGCGACCGGACUGCGGCAGAUCAGCGUGAGCCGGUACAGCUUUGGCUGGUGGCCGAACAAGGUCAUUGCGCUGCUCAACAGUAUCCAGCAGAUGGGCUGGGCGGCAGUUUCGUGUAUCACCGGUGGCCUGGCCCUCACAGCCGUGUCUGACGGCCAUGUCUCACUCAUCCUCGGUAUCGUCAUUCUGGCUGUUGUUGCGCUGGUCAUAUCAUUCAUCGGCUUGAAUGCCAUUCUGGUGUAUGAGAGAUAUGCCUGGAUCAUCUUUUUCGUCAUCUUCCUCAUCAUCUUUGGCGAAACUGGUAAAUACGCAGACAACUCUUCGCCUCCGACUGCCACUGGAUCGACGCUUUCCGGUGCUGUCCUCAGCUUGUUGGCCAUUGUGUAUGGCUCAAGUGCUUCCUGGUGCACCAUGGUCAGCGACUACUAUGUUCACUAUCCGGCCAAUGUCAGCCGGCUCAAGGUCUUCCUCAUGACGACCUUUGGCAUUGCGAUUCCCACGUCCAUCGGUAUGGUUGCUGGCUGUGUCGUAGCCUCAGCUCUCGGCUCCAAACCUGACUGGGCGACUGCGUACGAGGAAGGCCUGGGCUAUCUGAUCCAAACGAUGCUCUACCCGAGGGGAUUCGCCAAGUUCCUGCUUACUCUGCUCGUGCUGUCUGGCAUCAACACCAACGUCAUUAGCAUUUACAGUGCAGCCAUUUCGUUUCAGCAACUAUCACGGCCUUUUGCCCUCGUCCCCCGAUUUAUCUGGACCAUCUUCUGCUUUCUCUGCAUUCUCGCUUUAGCUCUCGGUGGUAGAGAGCAGCUGAAUGCUUACCUGCAGAACUUUUUGAGUCUCCUUGGAUACUGGUGCACGAGCUACGGCGUCAUCUUGUUCCAGGAGCACUUCAUCUUCCGGAAAGGCGACUUCGCCAACUACGACCUGGAGGGCUGGAAUGACCCUGCACGACUGCCCGUGGGCAUUGGAGCCUCUGUCGCUUUUCUGCUUGGUGUCAUUUGCUGGUGCAUGGGCAUGGAUGAGACGUGGUUCGUUGGGCCUCUUGCGAAGCUUAUUGGCGUAUAUGGUGGCGAUGUUGCCAACGAGUUUACCUUUGUUGUGACGGCAAUCACGUACGCACCGGCGAGAUAUCUUGAGCUCAAGUAUAUCGGGAGGUAA
Molecule: messenger RNA, 1557 nt
Organism: Trichoderma gamsii
Lineage: Eukaryota; Fungi; Ascomycota; Sordariomycetes; Hypocreales; Hypocreaceae
Exons: 1
Coding region: 1-1557 (518 amino acids)
Biological process (GO): transmembrane transport
Cellular component (GO): plasma membrane; fungal-type vacuole membrane
Molecular function (GO): transmembrane transporter activity
Source: RefSeq, a predicted model, not a curated record